Messenger RNA from Penicillium soppii, 3741 nucleotides. Its product is annotated as putative copper resistance-associated P-type ATPase. Gene Ontology annotation, biological process: copper ion homeostasis; monoatomic cation transport. Gene Ontology annotation, cellular component: membrane. The transcript has a single exon. NCBI's taxonomy places the organism in Eukaryota, Fungi, Ascomycota, Eurotiomycetes, Eurotiales, Aspergillaceae. The coding region runs from base 1 to 3741 and encodes 1246 amino acids. Gene Ontology annotation, molecular function: P-type divalent copper transporter activity; ATP binding; ATP hydrolysis activity. The record is from RefSeq and is a predicted model, not a curated record.
AUGUCUUCUCUAAAGAAUCGGGUUCCAGAUUUGGAGGCCGCCCGUCAAGAAUCGAAUACCCGAAGAAGUCUCUUCUUUGUUAGCAAUGUACACUGCGCCUCAUGUGUCGCAUAUAUCACUGAAGUACUUUCCGAGAUACCUACUGUCAGAGAAAUCGAUGUCACGAUCUUGACCCACGAAGUGCGCGCCAGUCAUGCCUCCUCAGUCCGGCCCGCCGACCUCGCCAACGCACUCAUUCAUGCCGCAUUUGAAGUCCAAUAUGUCACAACCUUUGACCGACAAGGAGACCUCGUCUGGGAACUCGAUACAUCUUCCUGGAAUCACCGUGGCUCCGCAUUGUUUCCCUCGCCGCGAGCUUCUGUUUCUAGUUUCUCGUCAAACAUCAAAGAACGACUCCAGGCCAGCAGGCAUAAACGACACAUCGCCAACUGCGACGCCUGCAAGAAAGAAGAAUCGUCGAGCCUCUCCCGUGACUCUUCUCAGACAGAGCUGGGAUCUUUGACAGAGAAGUCUCCACGGACCACUUUUCGACAAUCGAGCAAGAACUACGAGAAAGACAUCACUGCUACAAAACUCGAAUCGACGCCGGAAAAUGCAGUGCAAAAGAUUCCAGGGGCAGACUCUGAGCCAGAGAAUGAGUUCACAGCCCGUAUCAGCAUUGGCGGGAUGAGCUGUGCAUCAUGUGUCAACUCCAUCACUUCACAACUUCAACAGCUAGAUUUUGUGAAAGAAGUCAAUGUGAAUCUUCUCACUAAUAGCGCAACAUUAAUAUACAUUGGUCAUCAAGAAAAUGUCGAUAAAAUACUUGAGCAAAUCGACGAUAUUGGUUUCGAGGCAUCACUUGAUGAGGUGGGCCCGAUAUCCAGAGCGCCAGCGUCUGCAGAUUCACCAGCAAAGUUCGUCAGCGAGAUCGCAAUCACCGGUAUGACCUGUGGCUCCUGUGUUGGGGGUGUGACCCGAGGACUUGAGGAGUUGCCCUUUGUCCACGAUGUCGCCGUAAAUCUGCUGUCCCAUAGUGGAAGGGUAGAAUUUGAAGGCCGGCAGAAUCUCGACAAAAUUAUAGAAAAGAUCGAAGACUUGGGAUACGAUGCUAGUGUCAGUAUCAUCUCGCCGGUGAUGGGCAGCCCAGAAAAGCCCACUAUUCAAGCUAGAACAAUCUCCAUUUUAGUGGAUGGAAUGUUCUGUCACCAUUGCCCACAAAACAUUAUGAGGGCUGUGAAGUCGGUUCCAGAUGUCAUUGUCGAGGAGGCGCUGACCGAAAAGCAUCCUAUUCUCAAAGUCACCUAUACCCCUCAGCCACCUGCUCUUACUAUCCGCACAAUCAUCUCGGCCAUCCACUCGGCGAAUGACUCUUUCCGCGCAACCGUCUACCACCCACCUAGCAUUGAAGACCGGUCGCGUGCAAUUCAGCAUCAUGAACAGCGCCGUUUAUUGAUACGGUUGCUCUUCGUCUUUCUGAGCGCAAUUCCAACUUUCAUCAUCGGAAUUGUGUUCAUGUCUCUGGUCUCUUCUGAGAACUCUGUCCGAAUGUAUUUAGAGCAACCAAUGUGGUCUGGCAGCGUGACUCGCAUUGAAUGGGCUCUGUUUAUCACGUCAACACCGGUUAUGUUCUAUGGUACUGAUGUGUUCCACACGCGGGCCUUAAAAGAAAUACAUGCCUUGUGGCGACCCGGGAGUCGCGUCCCGCUUCUUCGGAGGUUCUACCGUUUUGGUAGCAUGAACCUUUUGAUCUCUGCGGGAACAUCUGUUGCCUAUGUCUCAUCUCUAGCAGUGCUGAUAGUCGAUGCUGUUGUGGGUACGAAGUCAAGUGCUCACAGUACAACCUAUUUUGACUCCGUUGUCUUUUUGACUUUGUUUAUUCUUGCCGGUCGAUUUCUGGAGGCUUACAGCAAAGCCCGAACCGGCGAUGCUGUCACAUCUCUGGGUAAGCUUCGACCAUCUGAAGCACUCCUGAAUGAUGAUACUACCGAGGAUGGGAUCAGCCGUACAAGUAUUGAUCUCCUGGAAGUUGGUGAUGUUGUCAGCAUUCCGCACGGCGCCUCGCCCCCUGCAGAUGGAGUCAUUGUCGAUAGCGCCUCGUACCAGUUCGACGAAAGCUCUCUGACGGGAGAGUCGCGACCAGUCAAGAAAUCAACCGACGACAUAGUCUACACUGGCUCCGUAAACGUUGGUCAGCCGGCUCGAAUUCGAAUCACCGGGCUCGGUGGUUCAUCGAUGCUUGAUCGAAUCAUCUCCGUGGUUCGCGAAGGACAAAGCAAACGUGCACCCCUUGAGAGAGUUGCUGACCUUCUCACCUCGCACUUUGUCCCCAUCAUCACCCUGAUCGCUAUCUCCACCUUUGUCAUAUGGCUUGCUCUUGGUCAUUCGAGUGUGCUCCCCACAGAAUAUCUUGAUGUUGCGCAUGGCGGUUGGACAUUCUGGGCCCUGGAGUUUGCAAUUGCAGUAUUCGUGGUAGCCUGCCCCUGUGGCCUGGCCCUUGCAGCCCCCACCGCGUUAUUCGUCGGAGGUGGUCUAGCAGCGAAGCAUGGUAUUUUGGUCAAAGGUGGCGGUGAAGCUUUCCAAGAGGCCAGUCGCUUGAACGCAAUCGUGUUUGAUAAAACAGGAACUUUGACGGAAGGCGGAAGCCUCAAAGUAUCUGACCACGGAGUUCUGACCAACGAUGGAGAAAUGGCCAAAGUCGCAUGGGCUUUGGCUCGAAAAUUGGAAGAAAGCAGCAAUCACCCAAUCGCCCAGGCAAUAACUGAGUUCUGCAAAUUUCAAACAUCUUCUUCCGUCAAAUCCUCCGAUGUUCAUGAAAUUUCCGGCCAGGGCAUGAAAGGAACAUUCACCGUCUCUGGAGCUGAACACGAUGAGCAGUACGAAGCUGCAAUUGGCAAUGAACGUCUUCUACAAAGCGUUCUUUCCUCUGGAACCGACACAUACUUUGUGUCCAAUCUUCUAUCAAAAUAUCAGUCAGCAGGCAAGUCGACUGCUAUAUUAUCACUCCGCAGAGUUCCAGCCCAAUCCGCCGCAACUUCCGUGUUCAUCCCAGCCAUUGUCUUCGCCACCUCGGAUACAAUCCGCCCAGAGGCCGUCGGUAUCAUCUCACAGCUCCAGAAGCGCAACGUGGAUGUCUUCAUGUGCACAGGCGACAACCAAACAACAGCCCACGCCGUGGCAGACAUGCUAGGAAUCCCCCGCGCCAAAGUCAUGGCCAACGUCCUGCCCGCUGAGAAAGCCACUUUCGUCCGCCAGAUUCAAGAAUGCGCCGCGGAUGGCAUGCCCAAUCCCAUCAAUGCACCGAAGACAACUCAGCGUCCGAUUGUUGCCUUUGUCGGCGACGGAGUCAACGACUCGCCCGCUCUGGCAGCGGCAGAUGUAAGCAUCGCCAUGGCGUCUGGGUCGGACGUUGCUAUCAACUCUGCCAGCUUUAUCCUGCUGAAUUCGGAUCUCAGCACGAUCUUGCAGCUGGUUAUGCUCAGUCGCCGUGUGUUCAAUCGUGUUCGUAUGAAUUUCGGCUGGGCGGUUGUUUACAAUCUCUGUUUGGUUCCGGUUGCUGCUGGUGUUCUUUAUCCCAUUGUCAGUGGCCACCAUGAAAAGUCUAUUGGUGGUCAGAUGGUUAUGGUCAACGAACACUGGAGACUCAGUCCGGUGUGGGCUGCGUUGGCGAUGGCGUUGAGUAGUAUCUCUGUUGUUGCAAGCAGUUUGGCCUUGCGAAUUGACAAAGAGAGUAUUAUGAAUAUUGUGAGACGGAGGAAAUAG